AAAGAGAAAAGUUAAAGUGGAAUUGAGUUUGCGAACAGAGUUUUGUGAAGGAGAGAAGAAAAAGGUGGAUUGAGAUGAUGAUGAAAAGAUGUAUGGUUGGGUUAAGAGGAAGAUGAGUGGUGGCAAGUUGGGAAUGUGGGCUUAGCUUUAUUACUUGGAGAGGAGAAGUGUAUUAUUAUUAUAAUUUUUCCAUUUUUCAUCUCAUCCAAACAUGCCUUAGCUUCCAUCGUACCUGACAAACAUGGAGGGACCAUCUUCUCCACUCCAUCAUACACAAACUGCUUUCGACUUCCCAAACAUCACUCACUGUCAAAUGGAUUCGCUUCCAACAAAAACUUUACUAUGCCACUACCGACCUCUUCCACUUCAUCUUAGAUUCUCUUCGACCACCUCAAAAACAAAACACCCUUUUCUACUUCUUAUAUAAUCUCCAUCCAACUCAAAUAACUCAACACAUACACAUUCCUGUUACUCUCUUUCUCUACUGUGUUUUCCAUGGCCGAACUAUGGACACAAAUGGGCUCUUUGAUGGCCACAAUCAUGUUUCUGUAUGCCAUGCUAGAGCGUUUUUUCCCCGCUGCACUUCGUGACACUCUACAAAUCCACACUCAGAAACUUGUUAAUUUGUUGUACCCAUAUGUGCAAAUCACCUUCCCUGAGUUCUCUGGUGAGAGGCUCAAACGCAGUGAGGCUUACACUGCCAUCCAAACUUACCUCAGUGAGAACUCUUCCCAACUGGCCAAAAGGCUGAAAGCUGAAGUUGUGAAAGAUAGCCAGAACCCUUUGGUGCUUAGCAUGGACGAUGAUGAAGAAGUUACUGACGAGUUCCAAGGAGUGAAGCUUUGGUGGGCUGCUAGCAAGACUGCUUCUAACCCUCAUGCGUAUUCUUUCUCUUAUUACUCUCCCCUGGAUGGUAAGAGGUAUUUCAAGCUAACUUUCCAUAAAAAGCAUAGGGAUCUCAUCACCGUGGCUUACAUCAAACACGUGUUGGAAGAGGGGAAGGAAAUUGCCUUGAGAAACAGGCAACGGAAGUUGUACACCAACAAUCCUAGCAGUGGUUGGUAUGGUUACAAACAGUCAAAGUGGAGCCACAUAGUGUUCGAGCAUCCUGCAACGUUCGAGACUCUUGCAAUGGAGCGUACGAAGAAGGAAGAAAUCAUCAACGACCUUGUUAAGUUCAGGAAUGGGAAGGAUUACUAUGCGAAGAUUGGGAAGGCUUGGAAGCGGGGCUAUUUGCUGUAUGGUCCUCCUGGGACUGGUAAGUCUACCAUGAUAGCUGCAAUGGCUAAUUUCAUGAACUAUGAUGUGUACGAUCUUGAGCUGACAGCAGUGAAGGACAACACUGAGUUGAGGAAGUUGUUGAUUGAAACUUCUAGUAAGGCUAUUAUAGUUGUGGAAGACAUUGAUUGCUCGCUUGAUUUGACUGGGCAGAGGAACAUGAGGAAGGAAAGGAGUGAGGAAGAGGAAGCAAAAGAUCCUAAUAAAAAGGAAGAAGAGGAGAGUAACAGGAGUAGUAAGGUCACUCUUUCUGGGUUGUUGAAUUUUAUUGAUGGUAUUUGGUCAGCAUGUGGGGGAGAAAGGAUCAUCAUUUUCACAACCAACUUUGUGGACAAGCUUGAUCCUGCUCUUAUUAGGACAGGUAGGAUGGACAAGCACAUUGAAUUGUCCUAUUGCAGCUUUGAAGCAUUCAAGGUGCUUGCCAAGAACUACUUGGAUGUUGACUCACACCAUUUGUUUUCAAGGAUUGGCAAUUUGUUGGAAGUAACCACUGUGACUCCUGCUGAUGUUGCUGAAAAUCUCAUGCCCAAAUGUGUCAAUGAAGAUGUAGAGACUUGCUUGCUGAGUUUGAUUCAAGCUCUUGAGAAAAAGUUGGCGGAAGAAGAAGAAGAAGAAGAAUCAGAUGAUGGAGGGUUGAAUGAAGAAAAGGACAAGGAGGAAGCUACUGAGCAGGAGAUUAAAAAUAAUGGGCACUGUGUGGAAGAUGUGAAGGGAAAUGGAUUCAUCCUUUGAGUGGGAAAUGAAAUACUCUGACUGAGAUUGUUACACUUUUUCUUGUUAAAACAUCUAUUCUGCUACAUUAUUAUUUUGUCCACUGUAUCUUUUCGUCUGAAUUGAUAGCAAUCAUCUCCUGUUGUUCAAUUUGUGGUUGAAACAUCUUUUCAGCUAUAUUAUUGUGUUGAUCUAUCAUUCUCUUUCACACGUUCCUAUAAAUCCACUUCAACUCCAGGUAUUUUCAAACAGCC
Molecule: messenger RNA, 2243 nt
Organism: Vigna radiata var. radiata (mung bean)
Lineage: Eukaryota; Viridiplantae; Streptophyta; Magnoliopsida; Fabales; Fabaceae
Product: AAA-ATPase ASD, mitochondrial-like
Exons: 1
Coding region: 496-2010 (504 amino acids)
Molecular function (GO): ATP binding; ATP hydrolysis activity
Source: RefSeq, a predicted model, not a curated record